AUGAAGCGGAGCUGUGAAAAUGCCGAGCAUGUUGGCGUCCACUUCCACCACCACUUCAACUACAGCCAAGAGCUCGCGUCGUCUUCCGCGACAUAG
Messenger RNA from Podospora anserina S mat+, 96 nucleotides. RefSeq lists its product as uncharacterized. NCBI's taxonomy places the organism in Eukaryota, Fungi, Ascomycota, Sordariomycetes, Sordariales, Podosporaceae. The record is from RefSeq and is a predicted model, not a curated record. The coding region runs from base 1 to 96 and encodes 31 amino acids. The transcript is spliced from 2 exons.